AUGUUGGAGAGACCGUGGGACGCAAGUUACGUUCCAGCGACGGCGUAUGGUGCACAAGUACGACAUAAGGUUCCCAGCACCAGUAGUCAUGUACAUGUCUAUGGCGCACAGUAUCCGUCGCAGGCGCAACCUUCUACCUACAACAGUUCAUCAUAUGCCACCUCUUCACAGUACAACAAUAACAUUUACAGCUCAUCAUCAUCGCACCAAUACCAAGCUCCAAGUUUACGCCAUUCGAAAAGCCAAGGGAAAUCUUCAAGCGGCUCGCAGUUUGUUCGUAGGAGGACAAGGAGAACAAUGAAGGCCUUACCCGACGAUGUAUUGGCAAAGAUAUUUCGAUAUGCUAGUCAUGAUUCCCUCCAUUACGAUCGUAAGGGCCGGAGCCAGAUGAUAUACGGCAGACAUACUCUGCUUUGUCUUGCACUCGUUUCCAAGCGGUUCCACUGGAUUGUCACACCGCUCUUAUACGAGCGCUUGGAGAUACACCCUCAGAACGAAGCCCUCGUCAGGGAAACUCUUAUAGAGGACCCGGCUCUCACAAAGCACAUUCACCAUUUGCGGGUUCAAAUGCCAAAGAGGUUUCGUACCUGGGUAAUGAAGUACAACUUCUCACCUAUCAGCUUCGAGCUUGUAUCCAACUAUGGUACAGACUUGGACAUUCUACAGCAUUUCAAAAUAGAUCCUUACAGUCUCAAACGGCUGCACAUCGGAGACACCAUGAGUGUCGAUUCUCGCAUGUGCAAAUAUAUCGCCAACAACUUUCCAAAGCUCGAAGACAUCACCAUCGAAAGCCCGGUUUCAUUCCAUUCCCAGUGGAACUCCGACGGACUGGAGCGGACCGUUUCAUUCUUCUUCCCACUGCGGAGAUUGAAACAUCUUCGGCUGCACGUUAAUAUGAACCCCAGCCGCACCGCUAACAUUCCACCGGAAAGUACUUGGGCAGAUCUCGUUCAUUUCCUUCCAAAGGUCCCGGAAAGGCUUCAGACCCUCACUUUUGGGUCCUUGGGCAAGAACGAAGAAUACGUCUCUGUUUCGGAUUCCCUCGUCAGAUGUGUUGCGUACUCUAGUAAUCCGCCAUCUAAACGCAAGGGCGACAAAAGGUUGAACUCAGACGGCGUUUGGAGUGGCCGUGGCUCGAAAUGGUGGAAAAUCGAAGUCCCUGGAUAUCUCAAGGACCGAAUCACGGUCCUCGAGCGCUGGGGCGUACGACUUAAACUUGAUGAACUCUACCUCUACUAA
Molecule: messenger RNA, 1239 nt
Organism: Orbilia oligospora ATCC 24927
Lineage: Eukaryota; Fungi; Ascomycota; Orbiliomycetes; Orbiliales; Orbiliaceae
Exons: 3
Coding region: 1-1239 (412 amino acids)
Source: RefSeq, a predicted model, not a curated record